This is a messenger RNA of Lathyrus sativus (Indian pea), 2421 nucleotides long. NCBI's taxonomy places the organism in Eukaryota, Viridiplantae, Streptophyta, Magnoliopsida, Fabales, Fabaceae. The record is from the annotation of a GenBank genome assembly.
AUGGCUACUGAUCGAUUGACUCGUGUUCAUAGUCUCCGAGAGAGGCUUGAUGAAACCUUGACGGCUAAUAGGAAUGAAAUUUUAGCUCUUCUUUCGAGGCUUGAAGCAAAGGGAAAGGGAAUUUUGCAGCACCACCAAGUGAUUGCUGAGUUUGAAGAAAUUCCUGAAGAGAAUAGACAGAAGCUGACUGAUGGUGCAUUUGGUGAAGUUCUCAGAUCCACACAGGAAGUUAUAGUUUUGCCACCAUGGGUUGCUCUUGCUGUUCGUCCAAGGCCCGGUGUUUGGGAGUAUCUGAGAGUGAAUGUGCAUGCUCUUGUGGUUGAAAAUUUGCAACCUGCUGAGUUUCUCAAAUUCAAGGAAGAACUUGUUGAUGGCAGUGCUAAUGGUAACUUCGUGCUAGAAUUGGACUUUGAACCAUUUACGGCGUCUUUCCCUCGUCCCACUCUCAACAAAUCAAUUGGAAAUGGUGUACAGUUUCUCAACCGUCACCUUUCUGCUAAACUCUUCCAUGACAAGGAGAGUCUGCAUCCACUUUUGGAAUUUCUCAGACUUCACAGCUACAAGGGAAAGACAUUGAUGUUGAAUGACAGAAUUCAGAACCCUGAUUCUCUUCAACAUGUUCUGAGAAAGGCUGAAGAGUAUCUAGGCACAGUUGCUCCUGAAACACCAUACUCCGAAUUUGAGCACAGGUUCCAGGAGAUUGGUUUGGAGAGAGGUUGGGGAGACACCGCAGAGCGCGUGCUCGAGUCCAUUCAGCUUCUAUUGGAUCUUCUUGAGGCUCCUGAUCCUUGCACUCUUGAGACUUUCCUUGACAGAAUCCCUAUGGUGUUUAAUGUUGUCAUUCUUUCUCCUCACGGUUACUUUGCUCAAGAUGAUGUCUUGGGAUACCCUGAUACCGGUGGUCAGGUUGUUUACAUUUUGGAUCAAGUUCGUGCCUUGGAGAGCGAGAUGCUCAAUCGCAUUAAGAAACAAGGCUUGGAUAUCGUUCCACGCAUUCUCAUUAUCACUCGUCUUCUCCCAGAUGCAGUCGGAACUACCUGUGGCCAACGACUCGAGAAGGUCUACGGAACCGAGCAUUGCCACAUUCUUCGAGUUCCCUUCAGAGAUCAGAAGGGAAUUGUUCGCAAGUGGAUCUCACGAUUCGAAGUCUGGCCAUAUCUAGAAACCUACACCGAGGAUGUUGCUCAUGAGCUUGCCAAAGAGUUGCAAGGCAAACCAGAUCUGAUUGUUGGAAACUACAGUGAUGGAAACAUUGUUGCUUCUUUGUUGGCACACAAAUUAGGUGUCACUCAGUGUACCAUUGCUCAUGCACUAGAGAAGACUAAGUAUCCUGAAUCUGAUAUUUACUGGAAAAAAUUCGAAGAAAAGUAUCACUUCUCCUGCCAAUUUACCGCUGAUCUUUUUGCGAUGAACCACACAGAUUUCAUCAUCACAAGUACCUUCCAAGAGAUUGCUGGAAGCAAGGAUACUGUUGGACAGUAUGAGAGUCACACCGCCUUCACUCUUCCGGGACUCUACCGUGUCGUGCACGGUAUCGACGUGUUUGAUCCUAAGUUCAAUAUUGUGUCUCCGGGAGCUGAUCAGACCAUUUAUUUCCCUUACACUGAAACUAGCCGCAGGUUGACAUCGUUCUACCCUGAAAUUGAAGAGCUUCUUUAUAGCACAGUGGAAAACGAAGAGCACAUAUGUGUGCUCAAGGACCGCAGCAAGCCGAUUAUCUUCACCAUGGCAAGGUUGGACCGUGUGAAGAACAUUACAGGACUUGUUGAGUGGUACGGAAAGAAUGCCAAGCUUCGUGAGUUGGUGAACCUCGUUGUUGUUGCCGGAGACAGGAGGAAGGAGUCAAAGGACUUGGAAGAGAAAGCUGAGAUGAAGAAGAUGUAUGAACUAAUCGAGACCUACAAGUUGAAUGGCCAAUUCAGAUGGAUUUCAUCUCAGAUGAACCGUGUCAGAAACGGAGAGCUCUACCGUGUAAUCUGCGACACAAAAGGAGCUUUCGUGCAGCCUGCUGUGUACGAAGCCUUCGGUCUUACCGUCGUUGAGGCCAUGGCUACCGGAUUACCAACAUUUGCAACACUCAAUGGUGGACCUGCUGAGAUCAUUGUCCAUGGAAAGUCUGGAUUCCACAUCGAUCCAUACCAUGGCGACCGCGCUGCUGAUCUCCUAGUCGAAUUCUUCGAGAAAGUUAAGGCUGAUCCAUCUCACUGGGACAAGAUCUCUCAUGGUGGUCUCCAACGUAUUGAAGAGAAGUACACAUGGCAAAUUUACUCUCAGAGGCUUCUUACUCUCACUGGUGUCUAUGGUUUCUGGAAACACGUUUCUAACCUCGACCGUCUCGAGAGCCGCCGCUAUCUCGAGAUGUUCUAUGCUCUCAAGUACCGCAAAUUGGCUGAGUCUGUGCCUCUAGCUGUUGAGGAGUGA